GGAUAUUGAGUGUGUUUAUUGGAAGCAUUUCCCUUCUGAUUUACUGGUUGAAUUUUGUUGAUGGCUGAUGCCUGAAUUUGAGAAGAAGGAUUUCACAGUACUUCUCCAGAGAAUACAGAGAGAAUAGAGACUGCAGAUAGAUCCUGACCAUCACCCAAGUCACAACUGCACAACUGUGGGAAAUCCUUUCACUGCAUUGCUCAACACAGAGAAGGUUGGGCAGUGAAACUAUCAUUUGAAAGUUGGUCGGGUCAGGGGAGCUUUGACAGAUCAUCAGAUCUGAAAUUGAUCAGUAAUGUGGAGCCUUCCAUCAGAACCAGCCAACGGUUCAGCUUGAUGAGAGUGAGGCUGGGAAGAAGUGUGAGUGGCUCCAAGUGUGAUGACAGCUUCAAUGAUUCCUGGAGCCUUAUGAACCACUGACUCAUAUCUACAGGUGAGAGGCUUUUCAAGGGUAAGGAAUGUGAGGUGGGCUCCAAGUCUGUCAAGAUCUCCAAAACAUAUGUGCAUUUGUUGAAUACUUAUAUGGAAGAGAAACAAUUUAAGUGUGAGGUCUGUGACCAAGACUUCAGACAAUCAUCGAUGCUUAUGAAACACCAAAGUAUCCAUCACAGGAAGAAACCUUUCAUGUGUGAGGUGUGCAACAAAUCAUACUCCAAGUCAUCACACCUCCGCAUACACCAAUACAUUCACACAGGGGAGAAACCGUUCAAAUGUGAAGACUGUGGUAAAGCUUUUGCAACAUCCACAACCUUUCUGUCCCACCAACAUAUUCACACAGGAGAAAAGCCGUUCACAUGUAGCGUGUGUGAAAAAUCAUUCUCGCAGACGGCACAUCUCCGUCUGCAUCAACGCAUUCACACUGGGGAGAAACCAUUCAUGUGUGAAGUCUGUGACAAACCAUUCACACAUUCAUCUCACCUUCGUGUACACCAACGCAUUCAUACUGGGGAGAAACCAUUCAUAUGUGAAGUGUGUGACAGAUCAUUCUCAGACUCAUCAUCCCUUCACAAACAUCGACGUGUUCACACAGGGGAAAAGCCAUUCACAUGUGAACAGUGUAAUAAAUCAUUCGCACAGCCAUCUGGUCUUCGUAGACACGAACGUUCGCAUGCUCGGGAGAAACCAUUCAAACUUGAGGUCUGUGAAAAAUCAUUCUCACAGUCAUCUGGUCUUUGUGGACAGGAAUGUUUGCAUAUGCGGGAGAAACCAUUCACUUGUGAGGUCUGUGACAAAUCAUUUUCAAAUUCAUCUCACCUUUGCGUACACCAAUACAUUCAUACUGGGGAGAAACCAUUCACAUGUGAAGUGUGUGACAAAUCAUUCUCAGCAUCAUCGUCCCUUUGCCAACAUCGACGCAUUCACACAGGGGACAAACCGUUCACAUGUGAGCAGUGUAAUAAAUCAUUCUCACAGUCAUCUGGUCUUCGCAGACAUGAACGUUUGCAUACUGGGGAGAAACCAUUCACAUGUAAGGUCUGUGACAAAUCAUUCUCAGAGUCAUCCUCCCUUUGCAAACAUCGACGCAUUCACACAGGGGAGAAACCAUUCACUUGUCAGCAGUGUGAUAAAUCAUUCUCAGACCCAUCUGGUCUUCGAGCACACAAACGUUUGCAUGCUAGCGAGAAACCUUUCAAAUGUGAGGUAUGUGAGAAGGCUUUUGCCACAUCUAGCACUUUCCUGAGACAUCAGAAGGUUCAUGAUAAUUAGAAAGCCUUAAAAGGAGAGAUGUGUGUCAAAGCCAUCGCAACACAUUUGAGCCUGAGAGUCCAUCAGAAGCUCCACACUGGAAAAUAAGACUUCAGACCUAAAUUUCAACAAAAUCUUUGUGACAUGUUGGACAGUUCUGUUAAACAAGAACAUUCACACAGGGGGGAUACCUUCCAGGUGCAGGAUGUGUGACUAGUCAUUCAGAUGGUCAUUGAACUUCUUGAACCACGAAGUCAUUGCUGUGAAUCAGAGGACCCACACAAGAAACGAAUUGUUCACAUGUGAGUUUUGGGAUAAUCUUGUAUUAUUGUCAACUUGUUGAAACACCAUGAGAUUGUCAUGGAGAAGAAACCCUCCAAGUACGAUGUUUGUGAAAAGCGAUACCCAGUCAAACAUCCAGAUUUUCACAAUGAAGUGAGUUAACUUCUUCCCGAGCUUCCUGUAAACGAGAUCGAAUUGCUGAUGUCUGUUGAAUGAUAGAGUAUCUUUCUGACAGAUUUCAAUUCAAAUGCAAAGUCAGACAGGUGUGGUUUUUUUGAACAUAGAUAACAGAUUGUGAGAGAGUUAAAGAAGUUGUUUUCUGAAACUUCCUGAGAUAUCUGCAAAAAUAUAAAACAACUGCAGAGUAGUGGUUGAUUGUCUAGAUUCAGUCUGUCCUCCAUGCGAAUUUAAAACUCCAAUGGUCCCUGGAUGACAUUUAAAGCAUUUGGGAAAAAGUGACUUACAUGAAGAGAAAGGAUGAGUCAGGUGAUUCCCUGGUCCUCAUGGGAUUGGUCCAACAGCAAAACCAAAAUCAUGAUGUGUUCCCAAUGUGAGCAUGAUUUGCCCAGUACCAAGAGCCAACUGGAAGCAGUUUGUGAAGAAUUGGAAACACAAUUAGCUGUCAAGGGGAAAUGCACUGGAUCUUGGCCAGGGUACCCUUGCAUAAGUCAACUAGGAAGUGAACAGCGAAAAGUGCAGAGACACAGACGGGUUUUGAAACAGAUUCGGAAUCCUCCAGAGUCUCGAGUGAAAAAGGUGGCUCAAGGCUCACCCCUUUGAAAAUAAGACGAACUAAAGUUAAAUGUGAAGAAAUGAAGAAUAAUGAUGGGGUGGUUCUGGCCACACAUGGUAAAUUCCUCAUUGCAUUCUGAGGAUGGCUGGGUGACAUGGUUAUGGUCACACAAGCUUUUUUAAUCAUAAGCCAGUAGAUCCUAAGAAAAUUGAUAAACAGUCUACAGAACUACCAUCUCUAAAAGGGAAGGUUGAAAAUGUGAGAAAUAUUGAAACAUUUGAAAGGCAUCUACAUCCAUCUAUUGGAUGGGGAUCCGAUUCUGAUUAUGAUGGUACCUAGCCAAGAAUGGAAGAGAUCAGUUAGGAGGGCCUAAGAGUCCCUUUGGGAUGAUGAACAAUGGAUAGAGGCCAGAUGGGAACAGAUAACUCAGGGAUCAGGAAGGAGGGACCUGAGGAAAUGGUCCCCUUAAAAACCAAUUUUGUAGUGGGCCAAGAUAAUGAAGAUAUCCCUACCAGACUGAGAAGGCAGAGGAAUAACUUAGGUGGGCAUGGUGGACUGGUGUAACCACUUGGAUAGGGCAUGGGAGCUAAAGUUAGGACCUUGCAGGUUCUGCAGGGAAAUCCAGAGAACCAGACAAACAGUUGUCAGGAAGACCUCGUGAGAAGUGUCUCUAUUGCAAAAAAGAGGGCCAUUUUCCCAAGGUAUAUAGGGCAAACAAAUAGGCCGAAAUGUUGAUGUCUGGAGGACCACCCCUAGAGAACCACAUCCCUUGGAGAGAUUUAAACAGCUCUCCACUGCACAACAAAAGGAGUUGCUUAAUUUGACAAAGCACUAGCUGAGUCUGCCCUUACACUAGUACAAUGAGGUGAUGGAAUGUAUAUAUUUACGUGGGUAGGCAAUCAAGAUACAGACUUUCUCCUGGACACGGACAGAAUUGACCUCCUUGUGGCUAUGAAAUGGAAACUCUUUGCCUUUAGAUAGUAAAAUACGAUCAUCCCGUGGUGCUGGGGGUGAAAGCCUGACCAUCAAAAGAACAUGUCCGGUAUCAAUAGAACUUAGUCCACAUGAAUUAACUGCAUCGGUCUUGGUGGGCUUGGUGGGAAAAACUCUCUUAGGUAGGGACGUCCUGAUCCAGGUAAAUUCCUCAUUGCAUUCUGAGGAUGGCUGGGUGACAUGGUUGAUUAGACGUUUGAGAAAAGAAGAAUUGAAAAAACACCCACUCUGGGCAAAGAACGAGAACAAUUGCGGUCGACUCCGGAUGGAACCCAAAUCGUUUACUGGUGUCAUCACCCCAUGCACCAAUAUCCCAUCAGCCCAGCCUCAAACGCAGGAAUCUUAUCCAUGAUCCAACAACUUGAAGAACAAUAUGUACUGGUGAAAACAUAGUUCCUCUAACAGCUCUGUGUGGCUGGUCCGAAAACUCAACGUGACUCAGCAUCUGUCAUGAGUAUGGUGCUGGAAAAGCACAGCAUGUAAGGCCACAUCCGUGGAGCAGUGGAAAUCAACGUUUCGGCCAUAAGCCCUUCAUCGGCAAUGAGGUGUCUGAUGAUGUCAAGUGAUCUGACCAUCGAACACAGAGAAACCUGACCAAUACUGUCAGUCCUACCUCCUGACAGGUAUGGGCACCCUGGGUGAUCUACCAGAAGGGUGUCAUGAUAUCCCUGGGAGCCUGGCUUUACAUUAAGAAAAUACGUAAGGAGCCAUUGGGAGCCAGGUGGGAAGGACCUUACCAGGUGUUGCUGACCACACAAGCCACAGUAAAGGUCCAAGGGAAGAAAGCUUGGAUACAUGUGUCACACAUUGAAAGAGCAACUAGUGACUGAAGUUGAAGCUUAAUAAGGACUAAAAUGUUUGAUCCAAAACCAUUUGAUCCUGUGGAAGUUAGUUAUAUUACUAACUAUGUAUUUUGAAUGUUUGCUGACUAGUAACUUAUCAGUCCCCUGCACCAGGAGGGAGACGAAGGAAAAGGGAAUUACAUGUAAAUACCUUUUUAUGUAUCUCCUAUACCUAUUACAAACAAGCUAGUAUUUCCAGUUA
Messenger RNA from Chiloscyllium plagiosum (whitespotted bambooshark), 4738 nucleotides. The record is from RefSeq and is a predicted model, not a curated record. Lineage: Eukaryota; Metazoa; Chordata; Chondrichthyes; Orectolobiformes; Hemiscylliidae.